AUGGAUACUGCAUGGCCUGCUGUCGAACCAGGGUUGCUCAGCUUUUUGCAACGGGUCUUUGUGUCUCCAUUGCGUUUGGACGCAGCAUUUGAUGGAGAUGCCGACUGUGAAGAGAUGCUGAUUGAGGCAUUCCCUCAUUUGAUAGAUGAGGAAAGGCGCAACACUACUGCAAUUUUGCUGCAGUGGAAGGCGGAAGUCAGCAGGCCAUUGAAGCGGGUGAGAAAGGAAAUGGUUUCAUCUACAAUGCAUGUGCUCCCCCUGCCAGAUGUUUUGAAUGUGCAGGAUGAAUAUCAACGCAUCACGAAAACAAGUGUUCAUUGCAUUUUGGAGAUGCAUUCGAAGCGGAAGCAGAAGAAAUAUAGAGAAGAUGCACCUGAUGUUCGGUCCAAGAAGUUUGAAUCGGAGAGGAGGAAGUAUUCCUUGCUUUUGGCUCAGGUGAUGAUCAGUGCACAGCUGCCGAUUGUGGCCCUCAUUCAGACUCUGGACGACGCCAGUUCUGCCUGGGUUCAUAUCUUUGCUGCAAGGAGGGCCAACACCUUGAAAUCUAGGUAUAAGGUCUGGAAGCCAUUUGAGAAGUGGCUGGAGAUGCAUCGGGGCUACCUUUUUCCCCAGUCCGUAAAGGAUGCCAUCGAUUACAUGCAGCACAGGGUCGACAACGGUUGUGGAAGGACAGUUCCAGAGUCAUUGAGCAUCACUCUGGGUAUGUUGGAGCGACUUGGGCGGGUGCCAGACUCUGCAAAGAUUUCUGAUGAUCCAUUGUGGAAGGGACACAUCAAAUCAUGGACUGCAGAGCUCAGUGAGGACUCACCGCCGAGAAAACCGGCAGAGAUGUUCACGGUGGCGAUGGUGAUUGCAUUGGAGCUCUUGGUUGUAGAGGAAGGUGCAACAAUCUUUUCCAGGGCAUUGGCAUGGAUGGUCCUCGUGAUGAUUUGGGGCGCCAUGAGAUGCGACGAUGUCCAGGCGAUCAUUCCCAGGCGCUCCUUCCUUUCGAAUUUUGGGUUGAAGCUGAUUUUGGGAAAGUCGAAGACGACUGGUCCAGAUAAGGUGCAAAAAGAAGUGGCGGUGCAUAUUUUUCGCACCAUUUCUCUGACGGGAGAGGAUUGGUUGAGGUCUGGUUUCAACAUCUGGGAGUCAGAUGAAUUCAGUUUUCCCAGGGACUACAUGGUGAUGGAGCCCAGCAAGGAUUGGACGAAGGUGAGACGCAAAUUUGUCGCACCGUCAGCUCUCAGUUCUUUGAUUGCGAAGUCGCUGGUCGAGGGACUUGAAGAAGUCUACUAUGAAGAUGAACCCAUUCAAAGGUUGUGCGAUGCAGCUGAGAAAGCUGGGGCGAACCCCAAUCGCAUCAAGAAGAGACACUCGGUGCUUUCUGAUUGGGGUGGCAGACAGUCACUCGGAGGUAUCUACCCCACGUUGACCAUUCUCGAUGGGGAUUGGGAUGACGGAGAAGGCGAUGACAUGGCCUUGGCUGCCAAGGUUGCCGACAUGUCCCACAGGGAGGCAGCCGACGAAGUUCAUACUGCAAAGUACUUCAUCACGGUCUCUCGAAGAACGUGCUUGAGGCGUUUGCACCUCAGUGGAUGUUUUGUCAAGCCUGACAGGUGUUGCGAAGUGUCAUACCUAGACCAAGUGACUGCUGAUGAUUUUGAUUCAGUGUGCCAAGCUUGCAAGAAGAAAAUGGUUGCAGAGUGUGGUCGUGAGAAUGGGGACCAGUCCUCGUCGACGGCAUCAUCAACGUCCACGGCCUCAGAGAAAGACGGGGAUGAAGACUUUGCAAUCGUGGCCGACACCCCAGAGCGUAGAUCACAGAUUGCUUCAAUUGUAGCUGCAUGGGAAACGGCAAAGGAGUACAUGUCAAAAGAAGUUGAACUCAAAGCAGAAGCCAAAGUGUUAGGGCAGCCACGUGUUCUUCAGAUCCAUGAGAGGCAGGCUAUGCUACGUGCUGUGGAGGCGAUUCAUGGAGUCCUAGGAGAUUCAGAAUGUCCUUCACCGGACUACCUUGCGAUCAAGGCAGAGGAAACAGAAUGCAACGAACCCACAGCUGCACCCCUUGAUGAGAUUUUGAGUAAGCAGUCUUCAAGCAAUUCAGUUAUUCAGUCGGCUGUUGACAACACUGGACACAUCCGAGUGACCAGGACGAAAGCCAAGGCAAAGAUGCCAGCGACAACGGAAGAGUACAGGAAAACCAUGAAGGUCGAGGCCUUUACUUGGUUGUGCAUGGCUUCGCGUUACAAGGCCAAACACUGGUUGCAUGGGUUGACAAUGGAGCCUUUCUUGAAGUUCACUGAGUACAUUUUGGGGGAUCGGGUAUUUGGUAUUCAGAUCCCUGCAGCAUCUGGAGAAGCUUCGCAACAGAAGGUUCGGCCAGAAUGGUCGAUAGUGCUUGCCUACGAACAGAGGCUCAGGAAGGAGGCCAUGAAAAAGGUCUUGGAAGGACACACAUUGAGUGAGUCAUUGCUUGCUGUCAUCAGGGAUCCCGACUUGAAGGAGGCGUACUUCACCACGCCAGUGGCACUCAGGUCAGCCUUGUCGGAGCCUCAACAACAACCUAACAAGUGGCCACGAUUCAACAGCAAAGGUGGCUUCAGUGGCAAACAGUCUUCAAGUUUUCCAAAAGGGAAAGGAAAGCACUCCAAGGGCAAAUCGAAAGGCAAGCCCAUUGACCAGCGGUUGAAAGGCCUUAGCCUUGCUUGGAGGACACCAGAUGGUCGCGAGCUCUGUUUCGCAUGGAAUGGUGGGGCUGAGAAACCCAUUUUGAAAGUGGUUUACCUUUUUGCUGGGAAGAAACGGCAUUCUGAUGUUGCGGCAUUCUUGAAGAAAGCUGAAACUGAAGGAGGCGUUCAAGUUGAGUUGCAUGAGUUUGACAUUGAGCGGUCCCCACAGCAUGAUUUGACAGUUAUUCCCUCAGAUUCGGAGGAAGAGCGAGGCAGUGCCUCUGGAGCUUUCCAGGCAGCAACAACAGGUGGCGUCCUCAACAGAGGGGCACGAGAAGGUUUGGACACUGCAGGACCCAGUGACCCAACUUCUAUGACCCGUGACUUUUUGGAGACUGACGCCAAUCUGGACGGACUGUUUGGAAAUGACUUGGCCGAAGAGUUCACAAAUCUGAGUGCAUGUGGUGACAGCGACAAGCCGGAUGUUCCCUGGCAGGAGCAACGAGAUGCCGAUCUUCAGAGCUCAGUGAAAUUUUGGGUUGCGCUUGCCAACAGGACAGGUUACAGGGAGGCUAUUGGAGACACAAGAGUGUGCUGCCGGGCUGCGCAGAAUCGUGAGAAGAAAGUGCUCGACAUCCAGGAUGAACCUCACGCCCUGGAAGAGUCGAGCUCUGAGAGUGUUGCAUUCUUCAAUCUUUGUUUAGUGACCAGAGAUGCUCAGGUAUUUGCCGGGCUUCAAAUUGCAGUCCAGAUGUCGGCCAUCAGGGGGAUACGCUUCGAAAGCACUGCACUGGUGAUUUCAACAAUACGUGAGAAAGAUACCAGCGAAGGUUCUGAGAAGGUUGACAUGGCAAAGAAGAUACCUUUGGCCGAGGAAAAGCAACGACGAGGAGAUCAACUGGCAAGGCUCGAUGGGAUCUCCAUGACAGGAGAGUUGGAUCCCAGUCAUGCUUCGCCUGAUUUAGCAAACCAGAUGCUCGAAAGUGGAGAAGUCAUGUGGCUUGCGCCGUCAAAGUGCAGCAAAAGGGAUGACGAAGUGCAGAUGGCCUUGAGGGACCCAAAGUCUUCAGUGCAGAUUGAAAAUUCGCAGCUCCGUGUUAGACCUAGCUUAGAAUCGGUUCAAGCUGAGUGGAACUCAGAACUCAAGUACCAGUGGUGCAUGAUGAGGAGGGGACUGGCAUUCGACCAGCGCCGUGUUCUGAGUUGGAGCGUGCGCCAACACUGGCCCAACUACAUGUUGAUUUGGUUGACACCACCUGUCAGCCAGGGCUUCCAGCAGUUCAAGCUCGAUCAAUUGGUUCGAGUUGAUAGAGUGCCAUGGACGCUUCUUGCACAAGAGGUCACCGGCAGUUUGAAGAUGGAUGGGAACGAGGUGUCGCUGGACGAACAUGUUACGUUGCUUUCCACAGACCCCAGGGAGGCGUUGCUUUUGCUCCCAAUGCCAUCAAAUCAACGAGUGGCUGAGGCUCCUGACAAGCCCGAACCUGCACUCAAUGCGCCUCCCGCUGGACCGGCAGCAAAAGGAUCUGGAAAGCGCAAGACGAGGGCAGGGAGAAUCUGCCCAAAGGUGAGGGUUUUCACAGUGGGGGAGCCGCCCAAUGGCGAGAACCCUUUUGAUUUCACCAAGUCGCCCGAGGUCAAACAUAUGAUCCAAGCGAAUUCCAUUGAUGGACCGGCCGCGGUGUCCAUGAAACGGGCGCGGUGGCCCGAAACGAGCCGCCACUUGGAAAGAAACCGUCGAGGAAGUGAGCAAAAUUGGUCUUGGUUCAACGAAGAAGAGGGCACCACCACUUGCAAGUUCAUUGGCAAACGCUUCGGGAUCAAACAGUCUAGCAGGGUAAGAGGCAUGGAUGAUUGCUCAUGUUGCGGUCCGAACUGGACGGUUGGUUUGCGCGAGAAGUUUCAAUUGCAGUCAAUCGACAUCCCUGCUUCAAUGGUUGCUGAGGCCUUCGAGUCCUCUCCCAAUGGAUGCCUUCCUUCGACCCUUGGAAGGUCUCCGGUGAAUGGCAUGGUGAAGCUGAUCGGCUUCACUGCACUCCCUUGUGGAACAGUGGGGAGUGUGGCGGGCUUCCUUAGGGUUGGCUUAGCAGUAUGGUUCAUAGGACUUGUGGCAUUGCAGGCAUGUUGGAAGGUUUUCUACGAUGGCUACAUCGUCCUUGGCGGGAGUGAAUUUUUUGGGCAACACUUCAUGGAGUGUCUAAACUCUUUACGGCUUGCCGAGCUUGACUUAUGCGAAGAAGGGAAGAAGUUUACGCCAUUCGAUGAGAAGUUUCACAUUGUUGGGACUGGGAACAGACUUGAGUUAUUGCUGCAGCGGAAAACCACCAUUGGUCACACUGACGACCGCCAGACUGAAUUGGUAACUGGGAUCAACGAUGUCCUGGUAGAAGGUUGGAUGAAUGCGGAGCGUCUGAGAGGGCGCAUGAUAUUUUUCAAAAGCUACGCCUUCGAUCGUCUGCCGAAAGCGGAGAUCAAGAAUGUUGGAAGAUUCUGUGUGGAAGUGGUUCCAACAGACAUCACCGAAGAGCUCUUCAAGUUGUCCUGCAAUCCCGUCCACGAAUUUGAGGUCCUCCCUGUCUUCAUAGCAUACGCUGGAGUGGUUGACGCGGGGCAGCCUUUUUAUUUACGGGCACUGGCACAGUGGUUGCAAGAGUUUGGGGAUCCAGAUGCGAAAUGGUUGGUGGACGAGAAGGGUUCUUUUGCAACUGGAGUUUGUUUGGGGGUGGAGCAGCCUCUGCCGAGGUCGCCUCAAGUUUGUCCCCCUAAGUUGAAGCACAGGCGCUUGGAUGAGACCGAGUUCAUGGCAGUGGCACAAAAUUAUCCUUCGGCCCAGAUUUCAACGAAGGAGCUUGAGCAGAAAUUUCGUGAGGAGGAGGAUUUGGGUCGCAUGCAUCCCUCCAAGAUGGGGGUGCUUCGUGAAGAAUUUGGUGACCGUCUUCGAGUUGCUUCAAUGGCGGCAAUACAGAAGCCAGACGGCAGUGUUCGUCCACUUCAUGACGCGACCCAUUCUGUGAUGGUCAACCAUGCCAUCCUGUACCAGGAUAAAAUCGAAUGCCCUGGUCCAGCUGAGAUCGCUGCCAUUGUCAGGGAGGCAACUGAGACAAGGGAGGUGGCAGGGACCCCAUUUGGAUACCACAAGUUCAAGGGUGGUUUUGCUUCAGAAUUUGUGGGGUUCCAGAUACGUUACGACUUGACGGAAGUUGGCAUUUCCACCAAGCGUGGCACCUGGAUCAUUGAUUGGAUCGACCGUGCAAUGGCCAACAGGUAUGUUGUUCAGGCCCGUGAUUUUUCAGAGUUCUUGGGGAGGCUUGGGUUCAUUGCACAACUGCUGGUGUGGCUUAAACCACAUCUUUCACCUCUCUUCUCAUGGGCUGCGGUGACAGCAGCGGGGACUGUUUGCAGACUUCCUGACACGGUCAUCCUGACGUUACAAUACAUUGCCAACGAGUUCAAGCGGGAAACAUUCUUGGUUUCAGCGCGCAGGCCUCAACAUUUCCGAGGGGAGCGCUUCAGAACAGACGCUAAGUGCACAACUGAGUUUGUGGUACUGGCUGGAUGGGAGAUUGGUACAAAAAGGUGGUUUUCUAUCAAGUUGGGUCCAACGGAAGUUCCGUACCUUUUCAAGCCUGGGAUUGGAGCGCAGUGGGCUUCAACAUCUGCGGAGUUGCUGGCAUCAUGGCUGGCGUUACAUAUGUUUGGCUGGCUUGGCGAGACGAGAGAGAGGAAAGCUUUGGAGAUCUCUCUAGUGGGAGGUACCGACAACAAAGCCAAUGAGUCAUUGACGAGCAAGAGGUCCACCACACGAUGGCCAUUGAUGGGGAUCAACAUGCAAUUAUCCUCAGCGCUGUCCAGGGCGCGGCUUAGCCUGGGGCUACGUUGGAGGCCGAGGGAUGAAAACACUGAAGCGGAUCAGCUCACCAAUGAAAAUUUUGAGGGUUUUGACGACAAGCUGCGUUUACAUGUUUGUUGGGACAGUUUGGACUUGCAAGUCUUGGAAGGCCUGAUGCACACGAGAGGGGUUUGA
Molecule: messenger RNA, 6675 nt
Organism: Cladocopium goreaui
Lineage: Eukaryota; Dinophyceae; Suessiales; Symbiodiniaceae
Source: the annotation of a GenBank genome assembly